AUGGUAUUGGUGGGCCAUGUUUGUAAGAUUGGUAUCAUGUUUUUGAAUCUUAAUUUCUUUUCUCUGCAGAUGGGAAAGACGUCUCACCAAGAUUCAAUUCACCCAGUCUACCUGGACAGGUUGUUGGACAUGUCUGAAAUUCAACCAGUUAUGAUUAAUGGUGCAGAAGCUGUGUAUCUGAAACCUAAAGGCCAACAAGAUUGGCAGGAGAAUGUGGGCAAGAAUUGGAGCCAUGGAAAUAGAUGUGAAGGUUGCAACUCUGAACUGUUUAAAGAAAAUUACAAGUUUUGUUCUGUCUUCUGCAUGAGGUUUAUCCUUGAUUUACAUGAGAAGAAAGAUAAUAAAGAUGGGAAUUGUGGUGGCAGUUCUAUGAGACCAGAAGAAAAGUAUCCAUCACCCAUCACUGUUAAGAGGGACACAUUUCGUCCAAUUCAGAGGAAAAGGAAAGGGAUUCCUAAAAGGUCUCCAUUUUUCUGA
Messenger RNA from Telopea speciosissima, 477 nucleotides. RefSeq lists its product as uncharacterized. Lineage: Eukaryota; Viridiplantae; Streptophyta; Magnoliopsida; Proteales; Proteaceae. The record is from RefSeq and is a predicted model, not a curated record. The coding region runs from base 1 to 477 and encodes 158 amino acids. The transcript has a single exon.